Molecule: messenger RNA, 1227 nt
Organism: Neolamprologus brichardi
Lineage: Eukaryota; Metazoa; Chordata; Actinopteri; Cichliformes; Cichlidae
Source: RefSeq, a predicted model, not a curated record
CUGCAGUUAUUUCCUUGCCCAGGAGAAAAGCCUCACCGCUGUCAGCUGUGCCCAUUUGCAUCUGCAUACGAGCGUCACUUGGAAGCCCACAUGCGCUCACACACAGGAGAGAAGCCCUACAAGUGUGACCUCUGCGCCUUCCGAUGCAGUGACCGCAGCAACCUGUCACACCAUCGGCGACGCCGCCACAAGCUUUUGCCCACCAGGGUGGCACGCUCUCCUUUCUCCAACAAGAGAAUGCUGAGCGCUUUGCAGAAGAGGACAGCCUCGCUGGGGUUCGGGCGGCGCCUCCUGAUCAAUCUCAACCCGGCCUCCGUGGUGAUGCCAAAAUCGGAUUUUCUGACUGACUUGUCUCACAAAAUCCACCAUUUAAACAGCAGCGAGUAUAAGAACGCUCCCAGGGUGGAUGAGAAGGAAAGUCGCAACAGGAGUGCUAAUGGUUUGACUUAUAAAAACCCACUCGACCAGGUGUCUACACUAGCCGGUCAGUUGGCUGAGCUCCACCCUGAGUCUCAGACUCCCGUGUCCCCAGACAGGGAGUCAAUAAAAGAUGAGAAGCCCAUCCUAAUACAUAAUGUCUCCAGUGAACAGGUUGCAAUGUGCUCAAAUGGAGUGCAGAUAUCAUCACUUAAAAAAGAAUCUCCCACCUCACACCACGAGAACUGUAGUCCUGCUCUGAGCCUUGGCUUUGAGAACAACAUGAACGCUCUGACUGCGUGUGUUAGCAACAGCCAAUCGGGCACACCCGCCCCUGCCCUGACUAUACCAGACCAGCAGGUCGUGUAUAAAUGCCAACAUUGUCAUAUUCACUUUUCUGACAAUAUCCUCUACACUAUUCACAUGGGCUGCCACGGCUAUGAACAUCCAUUCCAGUGCAACAGCUGUGGGCAUAAAUGCGCAGACAAAUACGAUUUUGCCUGCCAUUUUGCCCGUGGCCAACAUAAAAAGUGAUUCCUGACAGCACAGACUUAUAUGGAGCCCUUGUUUUUGUUAUAUUGGUUAUAUUUAGCAACUGAACAUAGUGAGACUGUUUAACAUUUCAUGUUUUAAGUUGUUUUCUUUUUUUUAUUUUACACUUCUACAUCUGCACUAUACUGUUGCCUUACUGCUUUUAUACCUUGAUCCCUACUUUGGGCUUGUCGUAUUAGUUGUGAACGUACAAAACCACAAAUGACACUUUACAACACAUCAUAGUUUGUUGUGAGAGUUAGUUAAUGCCUUGUGAUA